Thamnophis sirtalis is the source of this 1775-nucleotide messenger RNA. The record is from RefSeq and is a predicted model, not a curated record. NCBI's taxonomy places the organism in Eukaryota, Metazoa, Chordata, Lepidosauria, Squamata, Natricidae.
AUGGACAUAAUAGACACACCCCAGCCUCCGCCUGUCUUAGGAUCGCAGCCCAAUCAGAAUCAAUUGCAGAAUGCAGGGUUUCUGGUGCGGCUGGUGGAUGGGGACCACGCCAACGAAGGCCACGUAGAACUUCUUCUGAAUGGAGAGUGGGGCAGAAUUUGUGCUGAAGGCUGGACAGAGAGAGCUGCAGCUGUGGUUUGCAGGCAGCUGGGCUACAGUGGUACUGCAGUCACCAUCUAUAGGCCUUAUUCGGAUGCAUGGCAUGUGCCCAUCCACCUGGACAAUGUGAAAUGCUUUGGCACUGAGCAUACCUUGGCAGAGUGCAUCAUCCAUCAAAGUGCUCAACACAACUGCAGGCAGAAGAAAAGUGUACGUGUGAUGUGUGACUACAUGAGAAAGGAGAGCCAAUUUAUAAGGAAUGAUGGUUCCAAUAUUGGCCUGUGUGGUCUUCGUUUGACUCAGCACCGCAACCGAAGGAUAAUUGGUGGAAACAAAUCCUCCAGGGGAAGUUGGCCAUGGCAGGUGUCCUUGCGUCUGAAGGGGAUUCACAAAGAUGCUCGUUUGCUGUGCGGCGCGACUCUUAUCAGCAGUUGUUGGGUAAUGACAGCAGCACAUUGCUUCAAAAGAUUUGGGGUAGACGUUCGGCGCUACCUUCUGCGGGUGGGAGACCACCAUACCGGUGUGAGAGAUGAGUCGGAGAGAGAGUUGCCGGUAGAGAAGAUCCUCCUUCAUAGAAAUUAUCGGCCGAGCAAUAAUGAUAAUGACAUUGCUCUGGUCAGGAUGUGGGGCAAAGAGGGGAAAUGUCUUUCCUUCAACCACCAUGUCUUCCCAGUUUGCCUCCCUGCUGGGAAGCAGAAAGCUGAAGUGGACCGAAAGUCUUGCGUCAUAUCAGGCUGGGGGGAUACAGGAAAAUCAUACUCAAGGAUGUUACUCCAGGGAACCGUGCCUCUUCUCCCAAGAAAAGUAUGCACAUCUCGUUAUGGAAAGAAAUUUACUAAUCGGAUGCUCUGUGCUGGAAACCUUUCUGAAGACAAUCGGGUAGACAGCUGUCAAGGGGACAGUGGAGGACCAUUGGUGUGUCAAAGACCAAAUACACAAUGGGUAAUUCUAGGGAUUACUUCCUGGGGAUAUGGCUGUGGGCAAAAGGAUUCCCCUGGUGUUUAUACAAAGGUCAGCAAAUUUGUGCCUUGGAUCAAGAAAGAGACCAAAAUAAUAUGAGAACAGUCAACCCAAAGAUUGAUUUAUGGUGCUUUAUGAAGUAGGACUUAAAAUGCAAGGAGCCAUAGCUUUAAUCUUUAAUUAUGCCAGUACUUGAUAUUUUUUCCAAUAUUAGCCAUAAAUUCUUUAAGACAUAUGGACAAAAAUGCCAUAGAAAUGACUGUAAACUCUGCUAUGAUUCCAUUUCUGAAUAUAUAAUAUUGCUAGAAGUAAAUUUUCUUAAAAUCUGUACAAAGUUUACAAGACAGAUUUGUUUUCAUAUCACCUAUGACUGCAUUAUGUUGUUUGCUCCUACUAUUCAGUCUAAUCUUAGGGCGGGUCCAUCCUAAAUUACUUUCUCUGACUGCUAAGCCCCUGAGCGCUGCUGCCUAUCAUGUCUGAAUGUUUACAGAUACAGAUUAACAGAGUUGGAAGGGACCUAUGCAGGUCAUGUAGUCCAACCUCCAUCCAAGUAAACCCUACAGCAUUUUUGACAGAUGGCAAUCCAGUGUCUUCUUGCAAGCUUCCAGUGAUGUAGCUCCCACAACUUCUGAAAGCAGCUUCUGUUCCAUGGAUUG